This is a messenger RNA of Gekko japonicus, 4839 nucleotides long. Its product is annotated as deleted in malignant brain tumors 1 protein-like. The record is from RefSeq and is a predicted model, not a curated record. Gene Ontology annotation, cellular component: membrane. The transcript is spliced from 16 exons. The coding region runs from base 10 to 3645 and encodes 1211 amino acids. NCBI's taxonomy places the organism in Eukaryota, Metazoa, Chordata, Lepidosauria, Squamata, Gekkonidae.
CUGGGGGCAAUGGCUGCCUCCACUCUCCCCUCUUCAGCAAGACACCGAGAAAAAGGGCUGAGGGAAAUGGCAGUGAUCCUUCUUCUCCUGACUUGUCUUUGGGGUGUGGUUUGGGGCUCAGAUCCUACAACUUCAGCCACCGCUGAGGUGAGGCUAGCGAAUGGAACGAGUCGCUGCAACGGAAGAGUGGAAGUGCUCCAUAAUGGCCAGUGGGGCACCGUUUGUGAUGAUAACUGGGGCAUGGAGGAUGCCAGAGUCGUAUGCCGGCAGUUGGGCUGCACGGCAGCAUUAUCAGUCGUAUCCAGAGCACAUUUUGGAAAAGGAACUGGCCGCAUCUGGCUGGAUGAAGUUGAAUGCAAAGGCACAGAAUCAACUCUCAGUCAGUGCCCUGCAAGGCCUUGGGGAGAAAACAACUGCAACCAUGGAGAAGAUGCUGGUGUCAUAUGCGCAGGUAAUUCUCUCUUAAUAGAUGUAAGGCUGGUCGGCGGUUCAACUCCCUGUACUGGCCGGGUUGAGGUGUUCCAUAACCAACAAUGGGGAACAGUGUGUGAAAAUGGCUGGGACAUCAAUGAAGCUCGUGUUGUGUGCCGGGAAGUGGGUUGUGGAGAUGCCAGAGCUGCACCUGGUAGAGCUAAAUUUGGACAAGGAUCUGGUCCCACUUGGAUGGAUGGAGUCAACUGCACAGGAUCAGAAGACAGUCUGAGUAAAUGCCCAGCAAAGCCAUUGACAGAACACAGCUGUGACCACAGCAAAGAUGCCAGUGUGGAGUGUGAAGGCUUCUCAGAGCCUCCUGAAAUCAGAUUAGCAGAAGGUCCUACUCACUGCUCUGGCAGAGUUGAGAUACUCCAUGAACAAAUUUGGGGAACUAUAUGUGACGACGACUGGGACCUUGAAGAUGCCAAUGUUGUGUGCCAUUAUCUUGGCUGCGGAAGUGCCACUUCAGCUCCGCGAGGUUCUCGUUUUGGAGCAGGAAGCGGCCCCAUCUGGCUGGAUGGUGUGAACUGCACAGGAUCAGAGAAGGCCAUCAGUAAAUGCCCUGCUAAAGAAUGGGGGCAGCAUGACUGUACCCACACUGAAGACGCUGGCGUUAUAUGUACAGGUAACAGACCUGUUCUGCAUAUCCGACUGAUGAACGGCUCAACUCGUUGCUCAGGGAGGGUUGAGAUAUAUCACAACAAGCAGUGGGGCACCAUUUGUGAUGACGGCUGGGAUGUGCAGGAUGCAGAAGUUGUGUGCCGGGAGCUGGACUGUGGAAAUGCUUUAACAGCAACAGGUGGAGCACGCUAUACCCAAGGAUCUGGUACCAUCUGGCUAGACAGAGUUAACUGCACAGGGAAAGAAGCAUCCCUGAGAGAAUGCCAAGCAAGGCCUUGGGGAGAGCAUAGCUGUGACCACAGGAGGGAUGCGAGUGUGGAGUGCUCAGCUGCAUCCAACCCAAAUGAAAUCAGACUGGUCAAUGGUACAGGCCGCUGUGCUGGGAGAGUUGAGAUACUCCACAACCAGCAGUGGGGGACCGUGUGUGAUGAUGGCUGGGAUAUGAACAGUGCCCAAACCGUGUGCAGAGAACUUGGCUGUGGGAAAGCAGUAGCAGCCCCACGAGGAGCUCAUUUUGGAAGGGGAAUUAAUCCUAUCUGGCUGGACGAUGUCAAAUGCAAAGGGACAGAAGCUGCCCUCAGGGACUGCCGCCUAAAGCCUUGGGGAGAACACAACUGCAACCAUGGAGAAGAUGCUGGUGUGGUGUGCUCAGAACUCAGACUGGUAAAUGGCACAAAUCGCUGCUCUGGAAGAGUUGAGAUAUUCCAUAACCAGCAAUGGGGGACCAUAUGCGAUGACCGCUGGGGCAUGAAACAGGCUGAAGUUGUAUGCAGGGAGAUGGGCUGUGGUGUUGCUUUAAAAGCCCCUACAAAUGCCUUUUUUGGACGGGGAUCAGGGCCCAUCUGGAAAGAUGAUGUCAACUGUGUUGGAACAGAAACUUUCCUCAGUGAAUGCACAUCCAGUGCUUGGGGCCUUAAUAACUGUAACCACGGAGAAGAUGCUGGUAUUGAGUGUGCAGGGUCACCCAACCCAGAAGAGAUUAGGCUGGUCAAUGGCUCAAGUCGGUGCUCUGGAAGGGUGGAAGUGUUUCAUAUGCACCAAUAUGGAACUGUGUGUGAUGAUGGCUGGGACCUGAAUGAUGCCACAGUGGUAUGUAAGAACCUUGACUGUGGAACGCCCAUAUCUGCCCCACAUGGAGCCCGGUUUGGGCGAGGAAUGGAUCCCAUCUGGCUGGAUGACGUGGAAUGUACAGGAACAGAAUCUUCCCUCUCUGACUGCAAAGCUAAGCCUUUCGGAACCAAUAACUGCAACCAUGGAGAAGAUGCUGGUGUCGUGUGUUCAGGUAAUCGAUUUCGAUAUGAUCUCAGACUGGUCAAUGGCUCAAACCGCUGCAGUGGGAGAGUUGAGAUUCGUCCAGCCCACAGCGAUCAGUGGGGAACCAUCUGUGACCGUACCUGGGACAUAAAUGAUGCCGAAGUUGUGUGUAGGCAGCUGGGAUGUGGAAAGGCCAAAGCCGCCCUAAGUGGGGCUCAUUUUGGACAAGGAUCAGGUUCCAUCUGGAUGGAUGACAUAAACUGCAGAGGCACAGAAGAUGCUAUCUCAGAAUGCGGUGCAAAUACGCAGGGGAACAAUAACUGUCAUCACGGACAAGAUGCAGCAGUUGUUUGUUCAGGUAAUGCUAAUGUGGCUAACGUCAGACUGACAGAUGGCCCAAAUUCCUGUGCUGGGAGAAUUGAGGUGUUCCACCAGCAACAGUGGGGGACUGUGUGUGAUGAUGGAUGGGACCUGAAUGAUGCCAGUGUUGUGUGCAAGCAACUGAAUUGUGGCAUUGCCUUGGAAGCCCCACAUGCAGCACGCUUUGGGCGUGGACCUGAUCGCAUCUGGCUGGAUGAUGUGAACUGCACAGGGUCAGAAGAUUCCCUCAAAGACUGUGGAGGACGUUCUGUAGGAGAGCACAAUUGUGGCCACUCUGAGGAUGCAAGUGUGAUAUGCUCAGGUCUUUUCCAGGUGCGAUUGGCUAGUGGCCCUAAUUCCUGUGCUGGGCGGCUAGAGCUGGAGUAUAAUGGCUCCUGGGUUUCUGUUGGUGACUCUGGCUGGGGUCUUCCAGAGGCCACGGUGGUAUGCCGGCUCCUGGGCUGUGGAGCAGCAGUGUCAGCACCAGUGGGCAACACGUAUGGCAUGCCUAUAGGGGCAGCUGUGUUGGAUAAUGUGAAGUGUACUGGACAAGAGUCAUCCCUCACUGAAUGCCAAGCUACACCCACCGGUCCCAACAAGUGUGUCUGUGGUUCCUAUGCUGGAGCAGUGUGUGAAGGAAAAACAGGUUCUUCUGUAAUUAUUGCUGUGAUUCUGGUACUGGCAGCUGUUGCCCUGCUUCUUGGUUUGUCCUUUUUUUACCUGCGAAAAAAGAGGAGGGGAAGAUCAUUUGGGGCAUUCCCCUUUCCUCGUAGACAUGAUGUAUUUAGGCAAGACAUUGCAAUUGGGUCCCGUACAGUAAAUGGCACUCCAGAAAUAUAUACCCAUGGAGGAGAACAAGCUGCACAUGAGAUGGAUUGUGACACUGCCCGCUUAGUGAAAGAAGACUCUGUCCCUUCCCCAGACCGCAUUAACUGAGAGGCAGGGGAGGAGGGCUGGACUCCAGCGCUGGCAAGAUCCACCAGGAGAUAGUUCGCUCAGCAUUCUCAGUCACAGAGGGAGAUCAUAUAAACCUAUUGUACAGUUAGUGCAAAUAUUCAAAGACUGAGUAUAUUUUGAUAGGAUUCGUGGGAUGUCCUAGCUUCUGGGAGCACACAGACAGGACAAUCAAGAGAAACAGAAACCUUGAUGAUGAUGCCUACCUUUUUUUUUUUUGAGAAUGGAGCUUUGGAGGGUGUGUUUGGAAAUGGUUACUUUCCUUAUUGAUCGCUACACUCAGUGAUGGUCUGAUCUUACCUGUUGUAACCAGUAGAGAACAUGCUCUUCUCCCCUAGUAAACAGGAGGUCCUUUUACAUAUGCCAAACAUAUCUUCUGAGACUAGAAGGCAAGGUAAAUCUGAUUUACCUGGGAAAUGGAACUUCCUCUUAUCUCCUAUUCAUUUUUCUGCCUUGGUCUGGAAAACGGAGUUCCUUAGAGCUGUCCCAGAACUCAACCAAACCAAAACAAGAUAAUAAAAGACCAGGAGGCAAGGAGCCAUUUUUACCUCAGCAGAAGGGAUUUUGAUGGGGUUUCAGUUGCAGGCAUUCUCUUGGCAAGGCAUAUGGGGUUUUAUUGUAUAAUGUAUGUUUUUAAUAUCUGGAAUUGUGAGCCACCUUGAGUCACAAGGGAAAAGUGGGGUAUAAAUAUUUAAAUAAAUAAAUGGAGAGACACAACAGAUGACCAACCAUUCCUCCUCCAUUCCUUGCUCCCUCCAAACCUAGUCAAAAGAGAUUGACCAAGAGCUUGAACUCUUGGUGACUGCCUCUGAGGCACUGUCCUAACAUGGAAGAGAACAAUUCCCUCAGCAACUAUCACCAAUGCAGUGAUGCAUAAGAAAGUGUUCUGAAUAAAGGCCAUUCCAAACAGAGGAGUGAUAGUGGGAAGUUCCUCCUGUGUUCACCAAGUACCCUUUUUUUCAAGGGGAGGAGCCACCUGUUACAUAUGCCUUUUUCUCAGUACAAUCUACAGAGACCCAACACAACUGGUUUUUGAGGGGCAAACUGUCCACCUGAACUUUAUGCAGUGAUUUACAACCACUUUUGACGUUAGAUUUUUGAUAGCAAGACAUUCAGGAAGAGCUCAGUCAAACAAUAGCCCUACAUCCUACCAACAAUCAUGGCCUGGUCAUUUUA